AUUUCAUCUAUUUUGAAUUUUCCUAACCCCGUAAAAUCUCAUAAAAAGCAUUCUAGGCGGCGAGUUGAUGCAAAGCUUAUAACAAUCGAGUUUUGGUAAAGAAGAGCAAUCCGGAUCUUCUAGAAUCAAUUUUAGAAAGCAUUUAAUUAAACCGGAUCGUUACCGCCUAAAAAAGAUCAACCAGGAAAAAAGAAAAGAAAAGAGAGGAAAAAUGAGUUGGAAGAACGAACUACCGGACGAGCUAUGGAGAAAAAUACUUGAAAUCGGAAUCAAAGCCUCAAAUUUUACUUUUAAAGAUCUUUGUUGCGUUUCAAUCUGCAGCAGACGCCUCCAUCGUUUAUCCAACGAGGACUUACUCUGGUCCCACUUGAUCUCCGUUGAUUUCCCCAAUCAAACAUCAUCAUCUUCCUCCGCCAAAUCCCUUUACAAAAUCAGGUUUGAGAGGGAAAAAGAGAGGAAAUUAUGGGCUCAUAAAAGGGCGGUGUUGAGGAAAGAGAGUCAGGUUUCGGAGCAUUUAAGGAAACUUCGAGAAAUUGAGGUUCGAUUACGUGAAGAAAGAAAUAAAUUGAACUCUUCACUUUUGGAGUUGUCUAAUUUACACAAGGUCAGUCAAGCGUCCGUGGCUUUGAAUGUGUGGCAGCCCGAGGUUGUGCGUGGUAGGCAAAAGCAAAUGGUUGAGCAAUGUGUUGUACCGGUUGAAUCUAGAGUUCAUGCCCUAGAUAUGGAGGUUAAACUUUGCAAUCAACAGCUACAAGUGUUUGAUAAGGCUUAUAGAGACGAGAAGAGAAGGCUUGAUACAGCUAAGGAAGAGUUGAAAUCCAUGAAAUAUCACCCUUUACGAGAUUAUACGCUAUCAAGUACUGAAAACCAAGAAAAUCGGAAAAAGAGGAAGAAGUUGAAAAACAUGCAUCAACUCUCCUGAUAAACAAAAGGUAAAACAACAUAGAUGAGCAUGUUUGCUGGAUUGCUUUGCUGCUCGUACUGGCUCCCAUCUUGGUAUGUUGUAUUGUGGCUUUUAGUUGUUUUGCGGUGCCAAAAUGUGCGUGCCUUUUAGAGGCCUUGAGUGGUACAAUGUUUCAUCAAUUGUUAGAAAUAAUCUUCAUUUAGAAGCCCUUUUUGUAAAACCAAUUUGGUGGUCAGACUUUUUUAACUGUAAAACUGCAUCAUCUGGCUACAGUUAACUAUGAGCCUUCGGGUCUUCCAUGCUCUGGCCUUUAAGUUUCUGGCAAGGGUGUCGAUUGCCCUGUCUACCUUCUAAGGGCCGUAGGAUUCUGGAAACCACGAAAGGAAAAUGAAUAGGAAGAAGGAAAUGUUGGGUUUCAAGCCAAUAGAAAAUUUGAGCUUUCCAAUUGCUUGAACCGUUGGCUAAAGUUUUUACAGGUUUAGCUUUUGAUUUUGACGGUUCGAUUUAUGAUUUGAUUGCUAUCCUUGCGGAACAUUAAUCUUAAGUCUUGACAUUUGCAAGUUGAACAAGAAAGGAUUGUUUCAUAUCGGUAUAUAUUUUAUUUUUAAAUUUAAA
Molecule: messenger RNA, 1519 nt
Organism: Gossypium raimondii (Peruvian cotton)
Lineage: Eukaryota; Viridiplantae; Streptophyta; Magnoliopsida; Malvales; Malvaceae
Product: F-box protein SKIP24
Exons: 5
Coding region: 212-922 (236 amino acids)
Molecular function (GO): protein binding
Source: RefSeq, a predicted model, not a curated record